UUUUAAUUUACCUUGAGGCAACGAAUGUAAUCGGAAGACCUUUUUCAGAAAAGGGGAUUUUCUUCUUUUCGCGAGGAAGUUCUGGGGAGAUUUUCGAUGGACAGUUGGAUCUAAGCAACUUUUUCUCGACCAAAAUUAAUGAAGUUGUCGCGGUGAUGUUUAUUCAUGUACUAACUGUGAAUUUCUCGAUCAAUAUUAAUAACAAAUACGAUGCUAGCUUUUCUCAUUAUUUCAGUUUAAAUUGACAACGUGUUUCCCUUCCAACGCGCUCGAAGAAAACCGGGAAAGUAUCUUUAGAAACGYUGAUUUSAAAUCAGCCCAAAAGGGUUUUUAAUUCGACGUACAACCGAAAAAGACUGGGAUAACAAUCAAGGAGUUAUUGUGGGCACAGUUAAUGAUACACAGCUGAAAGACCACGCGUGUGUUGUAAAGAGACCAUGGUUGAAAGCAUCUACGGYCGCAAGACUCAUCCGCAGUUUAAACAGGAGAAAACUCCAUUUUAUAACACGGUUGGGCAGCAUCGAAGGGCCAGYGCUGAACCGUUUAGUCUACGAACUAUUUGCGAGACGGAAGAUGAUUUGCCGCUUUGUAAUUCUGUUGAUACAUCGUUGCUGAACACACAGKUAACAGACGGUAAUUACAGUCACAAACCGAGGGCCAUUUCGCUGCCGUUGCCUACUGUGUAUCGCGAUGGGUCGUAUUUACGAAUCAACGUCUCGGGUAACUUCAACUACGACAAGGCRCGCAAGAGACGCUUCUCGGAACCCGCGGUUCCAUUGAGCGCGGCGACGACUCUUCCAUGUGGGACUCUUUUUAGCGGACGUACCUACGAAMCCGCCUUCCCAAUGACUCCGAGGAUUUCUGUAAAUGAAGAAAUUGUUCAACACGAGAGGAAUUUUGAUAUGGAAAAGAGAAGGCAUUCAGAUCCUCUAUUAUACGAUACUAGUAUCAAGCCAAAUCAAGAGGAAUGUUCACAGUUCAAAAAUGAGCAAAGUUUCAUAGAUGAGGCUGAGUUGCAGCGGAAUAUUUUGGAUACGAGAACGCCUGCGGGAGGGAAAGAUGUUGUUGAGAUAGAGAAAUCAAAGCAAUCCCCAUCAACAAGAACCACUGGGGGAGUACGUCGAAGAAAAUCCUCCCUUGUCCCUAUACCAUUUGGGUUAAAUAAAACUACAAAUCGCAGACMAAACCCGUGCACGAAACGACGGUUUUCAUUCCCUCUGAAUCAAAACGAAAGGAAUAUGACGGCUAGUCUCGAAGAAAUCGAGUUAUCUUUCCCGAGGCGACAAAUAGACGAUAAUCCUCCGACGGAGCAAUUUGACGUGCCGUUUGAUUUCAUCGAUGUAAAGUUAAACGACAUCUCGACUUCAAACGAAGAUUUUGAAAGUCCAAAAAGCUGCGAAAAAAUCAUAACGCAAUGGAUGAAAUUCUUUGGGUAAAGCGUCGUGGAAUUUAAUAAGCAGACAUGUGCAUCAAAUGUUSAUGGCUUCURCCAAUCUGUCACUUUGCGUUUAAAAACACGUAUUUUUUUCUUGUCUGUUUUACACCUCGUAGUCAGCUAAAAAAAGACAAAAAACUAUUGUUAAAAUGAAUAAUUUUCAACCACUUSAUAUUAUGAGAGGCAUCUUGAAAAAGCCUUUCCCAAAAUGAAUUCAUUCACCCGUCUUCUUUAUUGAAGAAAGAGUGAAUAAUAAUCUUUGUCUUCAUCAAUGCGACUGGGAUUCAUAAAUACGACAUUGGAAGAAAUGAUUUUGGUUGAUUUUUAUGUCUUGUGUGCACUGUUAUUCAAACUACAAGUCACUUUUGGUGAAAUCUAUCCUGCCUCCGGGUGACAGAUAUAGCAACAUCCUCAUAACUGCUGAGAAUUGAAGUGGCUGGAAGCCUAGAGAUCGCAUAAAAGGAACGAUUUGAACCAUUACGGACGAUUACACACUUGAAAUGGACACUUUUUCCCCCUUUGAAAGGAAAAAAAAAUUGAAAAUUAAAAAGUUGAAAUGAAUUUCACAAUA
This is a messenger RNA of Exaiptasia diaphana, 2006 nucleotides long. RefSeq lists its product as uncharacterized. NCBI's taxonomy places the organism in Eukaryota, Metazoa, Cnidaria, Anthozoa, Actiniaria, Aiptasiidae. The coding region runs from base 438 to 1436 and encodes 332 amino acids. The transcript has a single exon. The record is from RefSeq and is a predicted model, not a curated record.